Molecule: messenger RNA, 477 nt
Organism: Brugia malayi
Lineage: Eukaryota; Metazoa; Nematoda; Chromadorea; Rhabditida; Onchocercidae
Gene: Bm41
Exons: 4
Coding region: 1-477 (158 amino acids)
Source: RefSeq, a predicted model, not a curated record
AUGAAAUUCAUUGUAUAUUUGCAUUUUGUCCCUCAAAUUCAUCCGGUCUUCAUUUUUACUUUCAAAAAACGAUUGGCACUAAUUCUGGAAACGCUCUACAAUUAUGAGAAACCCACGAUUUGCACUUUUUACAUUAUUUUUUUGCAUUUUCGGCACAAGCAUAUUAUUAGUAGCGUUGAUAACGACAAAAUUGAGGAUUAUUACUCAUACGGUGAGCCUGACGAUAUUGAUGACAACGAUUUUGACAAUCUUUUCUUCACUGAUAUUACUUUCAACUAUACCACUUUUAUCUUUCUAAGCACAUCUCAGCAUACCACUUCCCCUCUUGCCAUGAAUAUCCUCACACAAUUAAUGCGAGAUGGUCACAUAACUGAUGCAGUGCUACCUUGGAACACUGGCAGACCACUUGUACUUAGACUUAAUCGGACGACUACGGGACAAAAUGCUGGUAGAAUUAUCGGCGUUCAAGUCGUAUAA